Messenger RNA from Dendronephthya gigantea, 3156 nucleotides. RefSeq lists its product as uncharacterized. Gene Ontology annotation, molecular function: DNA helicase activity. NCBI's taxonomy places the organism in Eukaryota, Metazoa, Cnidaria, Anthozoa, Malacalcyonacea, Nephtheidae. The record is from RefSeq and is a predicted model, not a curated record. The coding region runs from base 1 to 3156 and encodes 1051 amino acids. The transcript is spliced from 2 exons. Gene Ontology annotation, biological process: telomere maintenance; DNA repair.
AUGAUUCAGAGAAUGAGAACUUUGCAACAAACUGGCAUAUUUCUGAAACAGAAUCCAGGUGAAGCACAUCUUACUAUUGAUGAGUUGCAAGAAAUGGCAGCUAGUAACAAUUCUGCUGCCUUCAUUUCUAAGGUCUCUAGGUAUGUUGCCAACAUUGCCGGUUCAAAUGCGUAUUGGCAUAAGAUAAAAGAAGACCUUAAAGCAAUAAUAACAAAUGUUGGAACACCUACACUGUUCUUUACUUUUUCAUCAGCUGAUAUGCAUUGGCCUGAACUUCACUCAUUGUUUGAGGGGAACAAUGACAACAGCAGUGAGGCAAAACGUCAAAAUGUCAUUAAUAAUCCACAUCUUGUUGACUGGUUCUUUACUCAAAGAUUAGAGAGCUUUAUUAAAUACUGGUUGUAUAAUACUCUUGAUGCAAAAUGGCACUGGUUCAGGUAUGAAUACCAAGGUAGAGGUAGCAUACACUGCCAUGGCACUGCUAAACUAAAGAAUGAUCCAGGAUUAUGUGAACUCACUCAGAUUGCCUUAAAAGGUUUCUUAGCUCAAAAAUGCAAAGAUGAGCAUGGCAUAGAUACUGCAGAACAAAACCAGGAUAUUGAAGCUGGUAAUGAAGCAGCUGGCAUUGCAUGUCAGUAUGUUGAUUGGUUGUUAUCAACAGUUAAUCCUAACUCACCAGAAAACAAUAUGUGGAUCAGGCCACAGGUACAUCCAUGCCAGAGAUCAUAUAAAGAUAUUCCUGAAGAAGAACUAGAUUCUGAUUACAUUGAUCUGUUGAAUACAGUUCAAAGGCAUACCCAUUGUAGUACUUACUAUUGUCUAAAAAAAAAGCACAAUGAUUCUGAUUUAAAAUGUAGAUUUAACUUCCCAUUUGAACACUGUUCACAGACAAAGUUAGAAUUUGAACAAGUUCACACUAAGAGUGCUGAACCACAUUACAGAGCAAAAAUUGUCACUAAAAGAAAUGAUCCUAGACUAAACAAUCACCAACAGCUACAGCUACAAGGCUGGAGGGCAAACUGUGACAUUCAAGUUGUGAUUGAUCAUUAUGCUUGUGUUGAAUACCUUACAAAGUAUACUGCUAAGGGUGAGCCAAGGUCCCCAUUACUUAAACAUGCAUUUAAUUCUAUUGUCCAAAAUGUUUAUGUCAACAGUGAUCCACACAAAGCUAUUAAAAAAGUUGUAAUGAAAACUCUUGGUGAGCGAGAUUAUUCUGCUCAAGAAACAAUGCAUCAUCUAUUAUCAUUGAAAUUGCACAGCUCCUCAUUCAAUGUUGUUCCUGUGAGUCUAAAUGGCUCAUGUAGAGUACAUUCAAACCAGGCAGUUGAUAACGAUAAUACAAGCUGUACAAACAAUUCACCCCUGGAUGUUUAUGCUAAUCGUCAACAUUAUGAUAGCUCACCAGAGACAAUGAACCUAAACUUUGUGCAGUUUAUGACUAAAUACAAAGUUGAUAGUGAAAACCUCAUAAAAUUGCCAGACAAUGUCAUUCCACGCAUUUUCCCAACUUAUUCUUCCAAUCCAAAAGGGCCAAAUUUUCCUAAUUAUUGCAAGUAUCAGCUGUUAAGAUACAAACCUUGGAAACAUACCCAAAAUGAUGCAUGGGGUAACCAAGAAUCAUGUGAUGAAGUAUUUAUUUCUCACUGGCAGCAAUUUUUGCAAACACCCUAUGCUCAAGCUAAUGUCCCAGGGUGGCUUGAUAAACUUGAAACUGUUAUCUUAAGUCAAGGAGAAACUGAGAAUUUCCCUCAGGAACAAGACAGUUUAGAUCGUGAAGAGUGGAUGGUCAUAUCUGAUCUCCUUACUCCAUUUGAAAAUAUUGAACAAACAGAAUCAACUGACUACUGCCAUCAAGACAGAGCUAACUACACUGAUCAACAAAUUGGUGAAAUGCCUAAUUGGAUUCCUACCAUAAAAGAACAAUCAAGUACUACAAUACAACAACCAUAUGAUAUUGUAGACAUAAAUAGUUUCAGUAGAAUGCAAGAACUUGCAUAUAAUAUUAUAAAAGCACAUUUUCAAGAUCAAUCACCAGUAAAAGAACCCUUGUUUCUUAUCAUAAUAGGUGAAGCUGGCACUGGCAAAAGCUAUCUUAUUAAUGCCAUUCGUAAUCUUUUGCAAAGUAAAUGUGCAGUAACUGCUACAACUGGAAAAGCAUCUUUUAAUAUUAAAGGUGUUACAAUUCAUUCCUUACUGAAACUACCAAUAGGAGCAAGAGUAGAUGAAUAUUCUAUGCUCGGACAAAAUACAUUUGGUUGGAUUGACAAACGUUGCAAAGAAGCAACUGGUCACCAUGGUCAUGUUCUUGGAGGGAAAUCUUUCAUUUUGACUGGUGACCCAGGCCAGUUACCCCCUGUUGCAGAUAAAGCACUUUAUCAUCCCAAACCAUCAACUGCUAUUGCAGACCAGGGGUACCAAACAUAUAGAACGUUUGAAAAAGUAGUUAAGCUUACUGUUAAUCAAAGAGUACAAGGUGCCAGUAUAGAGCAGCGGCAAUUCAGAGACUUGCUUAUGAGAUUACGUGUUGGUGAUUCCUCAUCCACUGAUUGGGAAAUGCUUCUGACAAGGCAACCAGCAAAUAUAAGUGAUCUAACUCAAUUUGAUGAUGCUACUAGAUUGUUUUAUAGUAAUGACCAAGUUGCGUCAUAUAAUCAUGAUCAACUUAUAAAACUGCAACAACCUAUUGCUGUUAUUAAUGCGUACCAUUCUUCAAUAACAGGAAAAAAAAAUUCUCCUGCAGACAUGUCAGGUCUAGAGCCAGUAGUAUUUCUAGCAAAGGGUGCAAAAGUAAUGCUUACAAUGAAUCUUUGGCCAUCUGUUGGACUCUGCAAUGGUGCUACUGGAACAGUAAUUGAUUUUAAAGAUCAAGUUGACCAGAGACCACCCCACUUGCCUAUAGCUGUAAUUGUUCAAUUUCAUGAAUACAAUGGUCCAUCCAUCAGUGAUACAUUACAUUCAUGUGUUCCAAUAUGUCCUGUAACUGUCUCUGCCCAGCUCUCUGAAGGUGUCCAUGAGAGGCAACAAUUGCCUCUCAGGCUAGCAUAUGCCCUUACAAUACACAAAAGUCAGGGGCUUACACUUCCUAAAGCCUGGAUAGAUAUAUUGGGAAAUCAGAAAAAACUGCUGGUAUCUCUUAUGUUGCUAUUAGCAGAGUAA